UUGGUUAAACACAAGAAACCAUUAGUAAAGCAGUAUGCUGAGGGUGGAGAGGACUGAAAGGGAAAGUUCACGUGCUAUACAUUUAAACUUAACAGGUCUUUAAAAAAAAAAGACCCCUGCUAUGAUUCAUAAUAUUAUUCUCAUCCUGUUAGAAAGUGAAAAGAACAACUCAGCCUGAGUAGAAGAAGUAUUUCUGUUCCUAGAAACAGCUUGCAGGCUGUGGGAGAACUGUUGCAGAACUGCUGAGGAAAAGUUGAGCACACUGGAGUGAAGCAAUUGCCCUCUCUUUCUCUCUCUACAGACAUCUCAUCAUCCCUGAGAACACUCUCCCACAGCUGUCCCCCUCAAUCUGACUGCCAAAUAUUCCUUCACAUGUCUGUAAUGGCCAACACCACAGCGCGAGCACUUAGCGUAACCUCUUCUGAAAGGAACGCUGACACAUCUGCUCGGGGAUCAUACUUUGAAGCCAUAGUUGGGGCUGUCAUUGCUGCAGUGUGUCUGGUCCUUCUCCUCCUCCUGGCCAUCAUUCUGCGAUACAUGUACCAGCACAAGGGCACAUAUCAUACCAAUGAGGCCAAGGGCACAGAGUUUGCCGAGACAGCAGACGCUGCUCUUCGUGGAGACCCAGCCCUGCAGGACGCCAUGGAUGAGAGCAAGAAAGAGUAUUUCAUAUGAGACACAAUAGAUAGCCGUUUAUACACAUCAUAUAACAAACUCUUACAGGCUCACAUGAUGCCUCAAUCCUGUUUGCUCAAGCAGUGAAGUAGCUGACAGAGCUCUACGCAAACAGAAACAGACAAGAAGAGUAUUAUGAAAUUCCUUUAUAUUUCAAUAUCUGACAUUCUUUAUAUAUAUGUUUUUUUCCUGAAAAAAGAGGUAACAUUUGAGUAUACAUGGAAGAAAAUUCUGUACUCCUUGUAUUGGAAGCUGACUGUUCGCACAAACAUCAGCUCAGGAGAAUGUGAUAGUAUUCAAGUGAAGGAAAGGAAAGUCAUUGGUAUUAUUAGACAGGAUUUGAAUCAGAAUGGCAAGUGAUAACUGUUUCCAAAAAAAGUGACAUUAAUUGGUCUCUCAUAUAUCUAUAUACUGUAGGGGGCCAGAUUCAUGAAAACCUUCUUCAGAAAGAAGUUAAGAAGUUUAAUUUAAAUUAUAAGAACUUCAUAAAAAUGUUAUUAGUUAAAGGUACAGUAAGUGAUUUCUUAGAAAAGCUGCUGAAAGUGGAUCGGACCAAGCAGCACAACACACUUGUAGCCAAUCAGCAGUAGGGGACGUAUACACUCAUGAUGGGGGAGGAGAGAGAGUGAGCAAGAGGGAGAUUUGAAGAAAGACUGUAGAAAGAGAGAUGGUUUCUCUUACAAAAGAGAAAAGGUCAAGAAGAAUAUCACUAGAAAAAGAAGGGUUAAGAUCAGGCAAGAGCUUUAGGAUCCGUGUUACAGUUUUUCUCCAUUGGUUUAGCUUAUUUCAUGAAACAGAAAUUACAUUCUCAAAACAACAUGGACAAACCUCCAAACCACUUGGCAAUUGUUCACAACAGAAUUGAUUUUCUCAUUCAUUUCAUCAAAUUGCAAAUGUCUAAGUACAUGUCUCAAUGUCUCAGUACAUCUUUGCAAAUGAUUAAGUACAAGUAGCCUACAUUUAGAACAAUUCCACAAUAGAUCUUGUUGAUCUAAACUGAUUGUAGAUUCUCAGUCUAAUGGUUGUUCGCUCCAAAACGUGUCAGCGUCAUUUCAUUGUAUAAGUCAUCACAUGCACAAUAGUCUGUUCAAUUGUCAAAAUUAGUCAAGAACAUAAUACCAUGAAUACCAUAUAUGAAUCCUUGGAACAUUUGAUCAAUUUAUUACAGCAAUUGACAGUCAGGUGAAACUAGAACUUGACUAACGAAGGAGCUUUAUUUACAGCACUAUAGGUUGUAUGUAAUUUUCAUUGUUUUUUGUUUGUGUGUUUAUAUUACAGUAUAUUAUGCUGUAUACAUUUUCUUUUUACUCUGAUGUAUGGAAGUUACUUUAUGUGUGUGAAUGAUAAUGGUUACAAUUUCCUUGGCAGUAUGAGUGCAAUGUGUGAUGUCAAAGCUUGGAGGCUACUCUUACCCCAAAAUCCUAUUUCUUUUUUUCAGUUUUAUACACAAUUGUAUUCUGUUAGCUAGACAAAAAAACGAACAAAAAAAAAACA
Molecule: messenger RNA, 2169 nt
Organism: Megalobrama amblycephala (Wuchang bream)
Lineage: Eukaryota; Metazoa; Chordata; Actinopteri; Cypriniformes; Xenocyprididae
Gene: gypc
Product: glycophorin C (Gerbich blood group)
Exons: 4
Coding region: 373-675 (100 amino acids)
Cellular component (GO): membrane; cortical cytoskeleton
Source: RefSeq, a predicted model, not a curated record